Toxotes jaculatrix (banded archerfish) is the source of this 1926-nucleotide messenger RNA. It is a transcript of the gene avpi1, whose product is annotated as arginine vasopressin induced 1. The transcript has 3 exons. The record is from RefSeq and is a predicted model, not a curated record. The coding region runs from base 174 to 791 and encodes 205 amino acids. NCBI's taxonomy places the organism in Eukaryota, Metazoa, Chordata, Actinopteri, Toxotidae.
UGGGCUCAAGGACAGAAAUUGACUGCAGGUGAGGCUGGGUAAACGUUCUGCACUUCAUUUCAGCUACAGCCAUAGACAGUUAUUAUUCUUAUUCUUAUUGGAAAAGGAGCAGCGAUGCGAUAGGAGCAAGGUGCGCUGGAUACAUCGGUUCAUCCUCGGAGUGAAGCCGUUGUAUGCCGCCUUUUCCCGUCUUUCUCCAGAUGGAUACUGGACCCGCCCCCUCUCCUUCCUCCGUGGUUGUGGGCCCUUCCUCGCUGUGGCGGCUGGCUGAGAGGAGGAGUAGGAAGGCCGGCUCAGGGAACAUUUUCAGCAGUGUGAAUCUGUGGCAGCUCCAGAGACUGUUCAGGGCAGCAGGGGACCAGGAUGCAGAGCAGAGGGCCCAGCUGGUUUGGGGCCAUGGAGAUGAGGCUGAACUGGCUCAGGCCUUGAUUGGACUGAGGGCCCGAAGUCACCGGAGAGGGCUGAGGACCAAUGGGAGAGAUGCUCUGGGGUCACACUGGCUACGUGCCUUCAAUCACCUCAGGAUUGGGGAGAGCUCGCCAAGCAGCCAGGGGAGGGAUGCAGGAGAGGAGAAUCAUUCUGAGGCAGGAGCUCACAGCAGUCCAGAGCCACACCAACACCCUGUACAACACACUGUAGGGGCAACAGGAAGAGGCACAGGGGCCACAGUCGUACUAACUGAGAGCCACAGCCAUGUAGGGAUGUCCGAGAGACCAGUCAGAGUCAGCUCAGGACUGAGGAGAGGAGGAGAGAGUGACCCAGAGAGAUACCUCCACCGAAUACUCCACUGACUGACUGGCCUGUAUGUCUGAGUGUUAACCAGCAUUUAACAACCUGUUUGUCUCACCUGAAUACUGUCCUGAUGUGUUCAGAUGCUGGAGUGAGGUUGAAUUAACUUUGGGGGGAACAGCAACAUGGACACAAUACAGCAGUGAAACUGUAUUGCAGGUGGAAAGAAGAGAGAGAGAAGAGUUUCUCAUAAUGCCAUAAAACCUGGCCUUUAAAUGGCACAGAUCAGACGGCGGUACACUGACACUGUUACUUGUUGCAAAAAGACAUCACCUAAAUAAUGUUAGCAACAUGAACUCUCACUACUUUAUACUGUGGUUGCUGCUCUCAAACACUGCCUUAUGUGCUUUCUUAAAUUCAUCCUACCACUCACACUAGCCAUGCAUUCUUCUAAUUAUGGACAAUGAUGUGAUUUUUAAGUGGUGUUUUUUGUUCAGUGGUGUAAAUCAAGAAGUGAACAAGUUGGUAAUUAUGAAGUACUGUAAAUAACUUAUUUUAAAAAUGGUCCCAUUUUCAUCUGACCUUGCAUUUAUUAGUGCUGAUAUUAUAAUAUAUGGCCACACUGUGGAUACAUACUGUACUUGUACAUAGAUGUAUCCCUGUACUGUACCAUACACAAAGCCAUAUAUGUAGACAUACAUGAGUGAGAUGAAUUCACACUAAGUGUUAAAUUUGAAAUAAGUGAAACUUUGUACUCGGUUAUGUAUGUGGUACAUUACACAACACUGUUAAUGGGUAAGAGUGCAGCAUGAGCUGUGUUAGUUGUCAUGAGAUGUAGCGAUACAUGGCCGAACAUACACACUACUGGACGUUUAGGGACGCUGGCUCAAGCUUUCUGAUUGACACCUGUACCUGGGCCUCAGUCACUGGUUUUCCUUUUUGUGAAAGCAUCAGUUGUUCAAUUCUGCCACAAAACCAAACCUAAAGGCCAUGGUCAAAAUUACCCUCCCUGUUCAAGGGAAAGAAGAACUUGAAAUUAGACUGUUGUUGUAAAAUGUACAUGGUAACAGUGUGAAAACCCACUGUGCUUAUGAAACACUUUACCUCAUCAGAUUGCUGGAAACUUGAUGAAGAUUUUUGAUAAUUCUGUUUGAUGUGUCGUUUUUAGAUUUACAGUAAUAAAGAAGUGAGUCUUUA